This is a messenger RNA of Culex pipiens pallens (northern house mosquito), 6655 nucleotides long. Its product is annotated as organic cation transporter protein. Gene Ontology annotation, cellular component: membrane. The transcript has 11 exons. The record is from RefSeq and is a predicted model, not a curated record. Gene Ontology annotation, molecular function: transmembrane transporter activity. The coding region runs from base 1516 to 3717 and encodes 733 amino acids. Gene Ontology annotation, biological process: transmembrane transport. NCBI's taxonomy places the organism in Eukaryota, Metazoa, Arthropoda, Insecta, Diptera, Culicidae.
GAUGUGUUUGUUGGGUUGGUUCUAAGCGAUAGGGUGGUUCUUAAUUUGAUGUACUCCAUGCUGAGAGAUUUUCGAUAACCCUGCCAACUGCUCCGUCUCUGGUCAACGCUAAAACCUGUCAAGUACCGGCUACCGGUAUAGGUUGAUUUGUACUGCCCGUGUGUUUAGUUAUUGUAGAGUACCCAGCUCCCUGUGCACAUGUUGAUUUGGCGCGGACACCAACAAAAAAAAAACAGCAUCAGCGCUGCUGCAAGGGGCAUCGUCGGCGCGAGAUCAUCACGUCAGUAUCGUUGCGGUCAGCCAUCGUGAUGGACGGCGGCGGCGGGACAGCUCGGCGUGACAGUUUGGCGUUCGUUUAGCCGUAUAUCGGGGGCGCGCUUUAGUGCUGCUUAACGGGCUUCCGCUAGCCGCAUAGUGUCGCGAUAACGCACCGACUUUUGCCUUUACCUGAAGUGCUGCUGGACUUAAACUGAAAGCUGCUCGCGCAUCGAUUGAUUAAUAAAGACAUUUACACUGUGUUUUAUCGGUGCACCGUGCCUAACUAGUGCUUAAUUAUAAUCGGAAUCUUGAUAAUACGCGCGUCGCCCUCGUCCGAUCGAUCGGCCAUCGUGAGUGAGUGAGUGAGUGAGCGUCCGCGAGUAUCUCGACUUGACUCGACGACGCAGAUUAACAUACUACAAUUAUAGAGUUCAAACGCGCGAUGAAGAAUGCAGCCGCUGCAGCAGAGGAGGCACGACUUGGCGAUCGAUUCUCGGGAUAAGAUAUCAGACUUUGCGGAUUGAGAUGUUUGUUUUGAAUUAGUGGAAUAGUUUUUGCUUCUCUUUGAUGCGCUCGCCUUGUCGAGACGGGCGGGGAAUAAUUGAUUAAAUUCAUCUGAUAGGAACGGAUAUUCGUCGUGUUUACCUGAAUGAUUGAAAUUGCUAAUGGAAUAUCAAUGACCACUUAUUGAUACAAGGAUUUCAAUUUAUUGGACAUUAUAGGGUGCGCUGUGACGAAUUGGUGAUUAGAAGCUAAACAACCACAAACCUUGUUUAUCUACCUGAGCGAUUCGCACGUGGUUUUGCCGCCUCCUCCUUCGGCCGUCAUCCGGGGGCAGGCCCAACUGGCCACGGACGCCAGUGCUCGUUCAGGGGACAGUUUUGCAUACAAUUAGAACUACUCCGACUGGCUGGCCGGCCGCUUGCAAAUCAACACACUAAUUAACCACAUGUGACACGACGACGACGCACAGGUCCAACAGGCGGGGCAAUUUCCAGCCGGGUUCUCUAUGUUAUCAACAAAUUCCCAGAUGUAGAAGCGGAUUGACCGUUGAACGGUGAUGUGGUCAGUGCGACUCGGUGCCGUAUCGGUCCUAAGUGAGUUCUCAGUGCGUGAAAUUCCGCAGUACGCAGUGUCGACUCAGUGAAAGUGGCGUGAAUAAGGGGAAGGCGAUCGUGGUGAAAUUAGUGGUGAAAACGGUGAUCCUGGUGAUCUGGAAGCGUUAAUUGGAGGAAAGAUAACCGACCGAAGUUCGGAAUGGCCCACAGGUGGUCCCUGACGGGGAACAGUGCUGGUGGUGGGGCAGGAGGAGGAACCGCUAGUGGUUCCGCCAGUAAAGAGUGUGGGGAUGAGUUUGAAAUCGCAGUUCUGUUGGAUAGAUCUGACUCGCGGUCGUCCGCGGCUCCCCGAAUCAUCGCGAGGGGGAACCAGCGACGAACCGUCAAUGACGGUGGUCAGCGGCAGCACAAUGAUCGCACUUCCGGUGUCGAUGAUGGGCGUGACAGCGAUGACGAAGAACGGAUUAUGAUUUUGGACGAGCAGCAGCAUCAGCAACAGCCGUCGCAGUCCAAGCGAUGCAAGCGCAAUGGAAAUGCGAAAGUGAAGAUGUUCAAGCUAAAAAGCACCUCCUCCGCCGCGGAUGAUGCGUCACCAGCCCGGGACGACCGGUCGGCGACACUGUACGUGAAUCCGGCGGCCACGGGGACCACCGGCAGCACCAGUCCGUCCCCGUUGGCCACCACCCCAACCUCGAACAGCACCAAAAACGCCGCCGCCCCCACCAGCAACAAUAGCAACAACAGCAGCAGCAACAACAACAAUCACAGCGGCAACGGCAGUGGCAACAACAAAUCCGGCAAGAGUCCCCCGGGGAAGCACAAAAAUGCCGACGAGGAGUGCGACGUGAUUGGGGACCUGAUAGGCGAUUACGGCAAGUGGCAGUUUGUGAUGACAUUUUUGCUGUCGCUGUUCCAGGUGCCGAACACGUUUCACAUCUACUCGCCCACGUUUCAGGCAGCAGAAAAAAGUCACUGGUGCCGACGGCCGUCGAACCUGAACGACACCCCGGUGGACCUGUGGCGGAACGUGACCCGGGCCCAGGAGGACUGCCGGAUCCUGAAUUACGACUGGAGCUCGCUUGACUCGCAACAGUCGCUGCGAAACCUAAGCCUGGCCGCUAAUAUGUCCCACGUGGCCUGCAGCUCGUGGGAGUUUGACAUCAACGAUAAUCUCGGCAAUACGUGGGCCUCGGAGUGGAGCCUGGUGUGCGACAAGGAAUACCUCAAGGACGUCGCCGAGAUGUUCUUCCUGGUUGGGGUGGCCACCGGCGGCAUCACCAGUGGCGUCCUGUCCGACAAAUUUGGCCGCAAAAAGAUGCUGUUCAUCUCGGCCGUACUGCAGGCGAUAUUCGGUCUAGCGCUAUACUUUGUCAACUCGCUCGAGUUCAUGCUGGCACUGCGUGCCCUGCUCGGCAUCGUGUCCGUCUCGGUGACGUACGCCGGCCUGAUCCUGGCGAUCGAGUACGUCGACGGCAAGUGGCGAACCAUCGCCGGAAUGUACAACCUGUUCCCGCUGCCGGUGUCGUACAUCAUGAUCUCCGGCAUUGCCUACCUGACGCAGGACUACCGCAACCUGCAGCUGUGCAUCGGCCUGCCCGGGGUGUUUCUGUGCUUUUUGUGGUUCGUACUUCCGGAGUCUCCGCGGUGGUUGCUGUGCAAGGGUCGCAUUGCCGAGGUCAAGGAGAUUGUCAAGAAGGCGGCCGCCUUCAACAACCGACCCCUGCCGGAUAACCUGGACAAGCUGUUAAAGCCCCCAACGGACGAGGAAGAAACGGGGGCCGGCGUGUGCGAACUGUUCCGCACCAAGUAUCUCCGGCUGGUGACGUUCUGCUUUCUGUGCAUCUGGUUCACCAUGAAUCUCGUCUACUACGGGCUGGUGCUCAACAUGAACAGCUUCGGCGGCAACAUCUAUCUCAACUCGGCUCUAGCUGGACUGGUCGAAAUACCAGCCAUCGCCCUGGCAAUGUACAUCAUCAACCGAACCGGCAAGAAGUGGCUCUUCUGUGCGACGUUCUUUGCCUGCUCGCUGGCGUGCCUCUGCGCUGCCGUCGUGGAGGGAAAGCCCGAAUAUCUGACGCUCAAGAUUACCUUCCUGAUGAUUGGAAAAUUCACUAUCAGCGCUGGUAACACAAUUAUGCCGGUUUACACGGCGGAAUUGUACCCGACGGCGAUCCGGAAUGUUGGCGUCGGAGCGUGUAACUUGGCGGCAGGAUUCGCCCUUGUGCUUACUCCAUAUCUUUCCAUGUUGCCAAAGAUCGAAGACCAUCUGUUGAUGUCCCUGCUGACGGCGUGGUGUAUCUUUGGCGCUAUUGUGAUUGUGUUCCUGCCGGAAACGAUGCAGCAUCAUGAACACGAGGAACGCGAUGACGACAAAGAUGUCGACACAGAAGUGGUGGCCUAAGGAUGUACAUUUCGAUGUGGUUACAAUUAGAUGGUUGCCAAGAUGAACUUUAGAGCGAAAUCUAUACUACUGCCAUAACUAGGAGUCGUUUUUGAGAUGAAAGUAUUUUCAAAGAACUGUGAGAACCUGUGAGUAAGAGUACAUGAAAUUGUUUAUAACUCGGAAAUAUCCGGACGACGGCGAGGACGACGAGCGGUGUUUAUGUAAUCUGUCAAUUGAGGGUAGUUUUUAUGCAAGAAACCAAUGGAAGAAAUCGCUUUGCUCUCUUGUCUUACAUUCAUAUUGGAAUGUAACAAAAAGUUGUGUCAAGAUCACAAAUAAAACGGAAGCAUUUAAAAGAACGAAAGCAAGAGAUAGUGAUGCAAGAAGACGAUACUGUUUAAAAUUAUUCGUUGCCAUAAUGAACGAAAACAAUAGCCAUUACCAGUUUUAAAAUAUUCUCACCAGAUAUUAGACACAGACUCCCACUUCAAAGGCACACAACAGAUAACAAAAAAUAGCUGACGAAUUUUUCGGGAACUCGACUGGCUGGUCCAGUGAGAUUUUUAUAUACACGCUAUUUGAAUAAUGUACACAAGGACUAUUAUUUACAAAACAGUUUAUUGGAGAAUGUAUACGUUGAUCGACAUACAGCCACACCUACAAUAGUCUUAAAUGAAAACAAAUCACACAGCACACAUGCAAAAUGUUAUUUAUGUUUGAGUCUUCGAUGUUUCAUGUCCAUUUUUUUGUUUGUAUGUUUUGCGGUGCAAUCGGAAAUUUGAUGUAUCAUGAAGGUCGUUUUUUUUUCUAAAUGCAAAAUCCGAUCAUUCGCUGUUACUUUGAAAGGUAAAUUUGAUUUAAAUAACUGAUUUUUGGAGCAGGUGUGACCAAAUGGUUACGCUGUUCGCUUUGCAAGGGAAUAAUCAUGGGUUCGAUCUGCUCCAGCCAUCCAUCGGAUGGAGAAGUAUUUGAAAAAUAUGCGUCAAUUCUCAGUGAGUUUAAACAAAAUAAUCAAUUUUUCGUUAUUUUUUGCGUUGAAAAACCGUUAGAUUUUUAUUUUGAUAAAACAUCAUCCGUUUACGGAUGGAACUAAUAGGGAAAACAAAUCUAGAUUUUAUUGAAAAGGUUCUAUGAGCUAUUGUCUUUCAUAUGGUUAUAGGACCUAUUAAAAAAAACUCUAGAAAUGUUCUUUUAUCUGUAUGAUUUCGCAUUUCGAAAUUCAAUGACAGUUUUUACAAGCGUUUACAUCUGAAAUUAAAUAAUUAUCAGCUAAGUAAGAAGUAAGCAUAAAAACCGAUUAGAAUUUUUACAAGGUAAUCUAUUUAUAUAGUGAGAAUCGGUAAAUUAGAUGGAUGAAUGAAACAUGAUCUGGUUAUUAAACUGUCAAAGAUCCAAGAAUAAUGCUCAUUCGUUUGAAAAACUCCCAAAUCUGCGAAGUAUUAUAAUUUUUUCACAAAGCUUUAUUUUUUUUUUUGAUCAGACGUAAAACCUUUUUUUUGCUUUAAAUUGUAUUCCUAAAUAUGGCUGGAAAUUUGUUAUUUAAUUUAAUGCUCAAUUUUGUGGUUUAACAUUUUUCAGUUUGUCCCUCAUUGGUUUGAUGAACUCAAACUAAAAAUUGACUUACUGUCACUUUUGACACGAUGCUUACACACACUAUCUGAUCAAAUAUUUCAUAGUGUGGGUUUGAACGCUGGGUGUCAAAUAAAAUCAGAAACAGGUUUAAAAUUUAACAUAGGUUUUCCUAUCUAUUAUGCGGUGUUCUGUAAACUCACAUUUGACAAAUCGAUCAAUUCGGCAAAAAUACACUGAAAUGAAGAAUUAUACAUGAUGAACUGCCAAAAGGCGAGCCCAAAAGGCGUUUAUCAAAUCGUUUGUUUUUGCUGAGAAAACUGUUUUAUUUUGCUGUGUAAAAAGGUGCAUACGUCCCUUGAUACGAAUUCAUGCGACAUCACAACCGUUGCACUGCAAACACAAACAUGUUGCAUUUAGAAUGUUGCAGCUCCCGAAUGGGGACGCACAGUAGAUUUACAAAACUGGCAAAAAAACGCUCGAAAUUUAUGGGUAAACAAGUGGAAACAGAAAAAAAUAUCAAGAAAUAUUAUAUCAAAUCAAUGUCUCAUUGUGAUAAAUCAACAAGUAAUAAAUCAACCAGAUACUAGGGCUGAUAAUAUACUGUAGCGUCGCUUUAAAUGUUUUAUAACCUCCCCAAAUCCCAUAUCGCAAUCUGUGAAGAGGAAUCAAAAUGUGUGUCUGUGUAAUUAAUUGUAGUUUCUGAAAGUACUUAAAGUUGUUGGAUGGAGUAGUUGUUAGCAAACCUGCAGUAGGAGUUUUGUUUUUCAGCAACGAACCUAGGCGAAAUGUGAACAUUGAAGUUGUGUGAAUGCUGAAAGUAUUGUACGUUUGAGUUGAGAUUGUGCAAGGUGAUGAAAUCAUAAUUGUAUUGAAACCAUAUUUGAUAUAUGCAAAUUGUUACCAAGAAAAAAGAAGAAAAUUUUUGGUUAGAUUUUAGAACCCUUGCUGCUUCAAUGUGUAAUAUCAGUGUGCUAAAUCUUGUAAUGGUAACGAAGGUGAAGAACGAAUGAUUAUAUCGCUGUUGAAUUUGUUUAAGAGCAUUUAUGGUAAGCUGGAACGCGCACCUGACUCUCGUUCCGACAGUGAAUCAACAAUAUUCAAAUAUAUCUUUAAUUUGGUGUACAGUGUCACAUGCUACGGUACUUAACUUAAGGUUGCGCUGAAUUGUGUAUUUAUACGUUGGAUAAGUUACAAUACCUUAUCAGUAAAUCAUCUCCCAUAUUACAAAACGCCCCAUUUUUCAAACAAUGUAUGAGAUUGUUACACAAAGUAUGUACAUAACCCCAUCUCCAUUGAUUGUAAUGCCAAAGGAUCAAACAAUCGGUAAGAGCUAUACUAAAGCAAACUAGGUUAAAAACUCUAAUAAAUGUGCUGUAACAAAGAU